Molecule: messenger RNA, 2592 nt
Organism: Nerophis lumbriciformis (worm pipefish)
Lineage: Eukaryota; Metazoa; Chordata; Actinopteri; Syngnathiformes; Syngnathidae
Source: RefSeq, a predicted model, not a curated record
AUGACCACCGAGCAGCGGGAGCCUCAGGAGGCGGAGUCUCUCCCGGAAGCGGCCGCUCGCUCCGCCCCCGCGCAGGUCGGCGACGGCGGCGCCCGAGACGUCCCGCCGGUCAGAAGGUCCGUGAGCUUCAGGACCGCGCAGACCAAAGUCACCUUGCUGGACGGAAGCGUCUUCAGCUGCACGCUUGAGAAACGCGCCCGUGGUCUUCAGUUGCUAGACAAAGUCUGCGAGCACAUCAACCUGCUGGAGCGAGACUACUUCGCCUUGUCCUUCAGAGACGCCGACGACAACAAGAACUGGUUGGAUCCUGGGAAGGAGAUAAAGAAACAGCUCAGAGGCGUCCCCUGGAAUUUCUCCUUCAACGUUAAAUUUUACCCCCCUAACCCCACUCAGCUCUCUGAGGACAUCACCAGGUACUUUCUGUGCCUGCAGCUGCGCCAGGACGUGGCCUCGGGCCGACUCCCGUGUUCCUUCGCCACUCACGCCGUCCUGGGAUCCUACACGGUCCAGUCGGAGCUCGGAGACUACGACCCAGACGAAUGCGGCUCCGAUUACGUCGGUGAACUUUGCUUGGCUCCGAACCAAAGCAAGCAAAUGGAGGAGAAGAUCGCCGAGCUUCAUAAAACUCACAGAGGAAUGACGCCCGCCGAAGCCGAGAUGCUUUUCCUGGAAAACGUCAAGAAACUUUCCAUGUACGGGGUGGACCUUCAUCACGCCAGGCUGGUAGGAAGCCGCUUUGCUUGCUUGUCUUCAGGUCUCUCCGAGGACUCGGAGGGCGUGGCUAUCAUGCUGGGCGUCUGCAGUAGCGGCCUGCUGGUUUACAGAGACCGACUGAGGAUCAACAGGUUUUCCUGGCCCAAGAUCCUGAAGAUCUCUUACAAAAGAAACAACUUCUACAUCAAGGUCCGACCCGAAGAGUUUGAGCAGUUCGAAUCCACCAUCGCGUUUAAGCUCCUCAACCACAGAGCGGCCAAGAGAUUGUGGAAAGUUUGCGUGGAGCAUCACUCCUUCUUCAGACUGGUCUCCCCGGAAGAACCUCCCAAGCGUUUUCUCAAUCUGGGCUCCAAGUUCCGCUACAGCGGCCGCACUCAAAUCCAGAGCCGCAGAGCCAGCGCUCAGAUUUCCAGACCUGCGCCCAAUUUCCCGAGAUGCAUCAGCAAGAGGAACUUGCUAAGCCGUAGUCUGGACGGAGACAUGGGCUCGGGUCUGUACGUGGUGUCCAAAGCCAUGACCGUCAGCGACCUCAUCGCCACGGUGACGCCGGAACGGACGAGGGAGGGGCGGUCCGACGGAGGAACCGAUCGGGAGAGCGCGUUUGCAAUAAUUGAAGAGCUGCACGACGGUCUGAAGGCGGAGCCAGAGCCGCUACGAAAGGUGGAACGAGAGGCGGAGACAGAGCUGACAGAAACGGCGGAUGGAGACCUGACAGCCACUGAGUCGGAGCAGGAAGACGACGCCUUGGCCGGCGAGCAGCGAGCGACGUCGCGUCCGGCCGAUGUGGAGAAGCCGGCGAGCGCCAUCGGCGACCUACGGCGCUCCUUCUUGGAGGGCGGCGGCCCGACCGGUGGGCCCACCGAGUGGGAAAAGCGUCUGGCGGCCUCGCCCGUCCGCCGACUGGACGACUCGCCGAUGAUCGAACCGUUGGAAGCGGACCAGCGGAGGCCUCUGUCAGACGAAAUGUCUCCCCAGCUGAACGCUUUGCUGAAGUCGGCCAGAGAACAACAAAGUUUCCGAGAGGAGACGCUCCUGAAGACUUCAGAGAGGUUGCGGACCAUCACGCUGGUGCCCGGGGAGGAGGAGUUUAUGUUCCAGGUAGCCCCAGGAGCUUUUAUGGGACCGCCUCCGCGGCAACCCCCGCCGCCUCCGCCGGGGGCGUCGCUCAUUCGUGCCGAUGAAGCCGCGGAGGCCGUGGUCAGGGAUGUUAUUAAGGACGCUAGCCGUCAAUUUAAGUUCGAUGAUGACGACGAGUUGAGUAGCCAGGCUAGCGACGAUGACGAUAGCGAGACUAGCCAAGAUGCUAUCAGCGUGUUAGCGCAGGCGGUCGCGGAAGACGCCUUGGAGACCGGAUUCCGAGAAAGUCGGGGACCGGUAGAUGUCGACGGGGACGGCUUUAACGCUAGCUUUCCCGGCGAGCGUGACCCGACCGAGGCCGACGUCGGCACCGGGUCCCGUUCCGUACCGGGAGCUCGGCCGGCUUCGGGCGACGCGGAUGACUCCGAGGAAUCCGAUGACGACGGAGGCUGCGGGGUUAACUUCCCUUCCCCUGCUAGAGCCCUGCCCUCCGGGCGAGAUCCCCUCGGCGCAAGCGAUAAAUCGCAGUCUCGCAACCUGGACGACCAGGAGGAGGAUGGGGAACCUCUGGAAGAGGUGGUUCCCACGGCGAGGAAGACUUUGAUGUUCGAAGCUCUGGGGAGACGAGUGGACAUAGAUCGUCCCGUGGGACUGCUGCUGACUUCGCAAUGCUUCGCCACAGAGACGUCCGGAGGCUCUCAAAUGAGCAAGAUGGUGAAUCGAGGACUUUUGGAAACCAGGAUCGAGAAAAGGAUCGUGAUUACCGGAGACACCGAGAUGGACCCGGAGCAGGAAGCCUGA